This is a messenger RNA of Argentina anserina (silverweed cinquefoil), 5858 nucleotides long. Its product is annotated as cysteine-tryptophan domain-containing zinc finger protein 3-like. Bases 377 to 5362 code for a protein of 1661 amino acids. NCBI's taxonomy places the organism in Eukaryota, Viridiplantae, Streptophyta, Magnoliopsida, Rosales, Rosaceae. Gene Ontology annotation, molecular function: zinc ion binding. The transcript is spliced from 11 exons. The record is from RefSeq and is a predicted model, not a curated record.
CCGCACGCGGCUCUUCAAAAUCAAUUUGGAUGUUCUCACUCGCCGUCAUACACAAUCCCACUCUGAGCUCCGAUCACCUCUCGUCUCCAAUCUCCGCCGUCCACUCUCCGACCCCGAUCGUCACCUUAAAUUCGGAGACUUUGAAUUCCAAUAUGAAUUCCGUCAAUUUCUAUUUGAUUUUUCUGGGGAUUUUUUUCAUAGCGGGACUGUGACUCUCUUCGAUUCCAAACCGUUCGGGGGAUUAGGGUUUCUGGGUUUCGUUGGAUUUUUCGAGAUUUUUGGUGGGUUUUGUUCUGGGAAUUUCGGACUUGUAUGCUGGACUUUAGGGAAGGUUGGGCGCGGUUAUAGGGUUUUGAUUCGAGGUGUUUAGGGAGAGAUGGAGGUGAAUAAUAAUAGUACUGAGCUUGAAGAAGGCGAGGCUUCUUGUUAUUACAAGGACGACGGCGAAAAGUUUGACCCGGACACUGAUCUUGCUUACCUUGAGGAGAAACUUGAGCAAGUUCUAGGACAUUUCCAGAAGGAUUUCGAGGGUGGGGCUUUUGCUGAGAAUUUGGGGGCCAAAUAUGGUGGAUAUGGUUCAUUUUUACCUACAUAUGAACGAUCUCCAUCCGUUUUGUCUACUCCAAAGACACUGUUGGGAAACUGCAACACAUCAAGAUCUCCUAAAAGUUCCAUGGAGGGUGCCUCUCAAAACUUGAAAGCGUCAUCAAAAGCACUUCCAACUGUGAGGCCUGGAACUUCUUCACCCAGUGCUCGUUUCUCACAUGAUUCUAGGGUUAUUGGGGGCAUUUCAUCUCAAGAGGAUCUAUGUGUUCCAUCUACCCAAGUAGCUGAGAGGUGUUCCUUAAAAGAUGAGAUGUCAAACAGAUCUGGUAAUUCCAGUGAUCAAAGGACACUGAAGUUUCGAAUCAAAAUGAACUCUGAGAAUUCAUCUCGGAAGAACAUAGCAAUAUAUAGUGGUCUUGGGCUUAGCUCCCCAUCUUCAUCAUUUGGGAAUAGCCCCGAUGGAAGUGGAGAGAUGCCACCUGCCUCUGAAGUGAAUGUGGAUGAGUCUCCCACUAACAUUGUUCAGGUUAUGACUUCAUUUCAUGUUCCCGGGCAUGAUCUGAUGUCACCUCUUCAUGACAGUUUUAUUUGUCUCACGAGAAAGAAAAAGCUUCAUCAACUAAAAAUUGUACCCCAAUCUAAGGGUCCUCAAGAACGUUCGUUGUCAGCUUCCACACGGGGUAAUGGAAAAUUGUCAAAGGAGCUAAAUGUUGAAGUUGCAGCUAAAGGUGAAGAGCAGGUAGAACCGAAGAUUGAGAAUGUCAAGAAUGACAUGAAAAUUCUUAUAAAAAAGAAAUCAGGAAUUCAUUGUCUAGGAAGCAAGGAGCUAUUGUCCAGUGGCUACAAAUCAUUACAGCUAUCCAACUCAGUGGGUGAUUUUAGUGACUGUGCUCAAGGUAUGCAUAGAACACCAAAAUCUGGGGGUACCAAUGAGAAUGGGGUGAAGGGAAGUUUAUCUAUCUUUGGGUUAGCAAAGCCGGAGUCAAAGGAGUUGAUAUCCGAUCAUAGUUUUGACAAGAAUGAGAAGCAAAAUACUAGGUGUGGUUCCGCAGAAAAAUUUCAGAAACAGUCUAAAGAUAUUUUCCACAAGAACGGUCCGGUUGAGCUCAUAGAUGGAGGCAACCACAAGGGUUACAAGUUUUCUGCCUCACUAGAUUAUUCUGGUGCAUUCAAAUGCAAGGAAGAGCUAGACCAGCACCCCCAGAAUGUUGGUGAGGAAACUACUUAUCAUGGUCAAGGAAAAAAAAAUGUCCAUGGCAAGAAGGAAAAACUGUCUUUUAAGGGCAAUAUUAAGUCAAAUGAAAAACUUGUUAAUGAAAAACAACCAGGUAGCUUAACAAACGGAAGCUUUGGAGUUGAAAUGGGUAUAGUGACAGAAGAUGAACUGCAUGGUGGUUAUGGUGUCUGUCUAUCUAGCAGAAAAGCGCACAAGUUAAAGUUGCAGAAGGAUUCUGUCAGAGAUAACCGUAGAGAUUCAUCGGGGGGUACAGUUUUGGAACAAAGGGAUAAAAUGGAGGCAGCAAAAAGGCCUGUUGAUGAUUUUGAUGUGCAAUGUAAGUCAUCUAAGGUCAAACCAAGUGAAAAACUGAGUGGUAGAAAGGUCGAUAAUGUGUUGAUGCCCAGGGGAUCUAUAAAAGAUGCUUUUGCUACAUGCCUUCCUACAUUUGAAAAUGGACUAGCGUCAGAUACUGUACCAGUAGUUGCAGCUCCUAUUGUACUUCUAGAAGAUUGGGUUUGUUGCGAUAAUUGUCAGAAGUGGAGGCUUCUUCCCUUUGGAAGAAAAGAUCUACUCCCUGAGAAAUGGUUGUGUAGCAUGCUGGACUGGCUGGGGCCUGGGAUGAAUCAAUGUGACAUCAGUGAAGAGGAAACAACAAAAGCUCUCAAUGCAUUAUACCAACAACCAUCUUCAGAAAGUUUAACUAACCUGCUAACUCAUGCUAGUGGAACAACAUCUGUAGUACCUUCAGAUCAUGCUCAACAUCUCGAUCGAGAUAGCAUGUAUGAUAGGGUGAAGAAGCGACUUGGUGCGAAGGAAAGACAUAAUACAAUUAAUGGUGGUGGUGGUGUCUUAAUAUCUUACCUGCAAGAACCUGUGAAGUGUACAAGCUUAAACGACGUUAACCAGCCUCCUUUAGAAUCAAAUUCAAUGAAGAAAUCUACUGAUCAACGUAUGAGUAAUCUCCAGAACCUGGGCAUGGACAAAAACAUAGCUAAGCAGAAGGAGAAGCAAAGAAGUGGAGGUGAUGCAAAGAGAGUAAGAUUAAUACACAAGAAGGAUAUUGAUCACCAUAUAUAUGGUACCUCCAAGAAGCCCAGGAGAGAAGAUAUGUUGCAUGCUGAUACAGAUCGGAGUUCUGAGAUUGACCUUGGGAGGAUGGGGGUCACUUCCAGUAAUGGUUUGCUGACCCAUGUACUUGAUCAUGACAGAAAAUACAAUGACUUAAGUUCUGAAGGCACAAAUGUUAAAUUACAAUUUUCUGUGAGGAAACCGGCGCAUCAAAUUCAGGUCUCAUUAGAUGGUGGGCCUUCGGAUGUGGGAGUGUGCAGUAAAGGGGAUAAUUCCAUGAAGAAAAAGAGAAACAGAGAGUGGCAGAAUAAUGUGGAAACAUCUGUACAUUCUGUAAAUGAUGGUAGGGUAUAUAACGAGGAGGAAAGUAGUGAGAGUGGUUCUUGGAGGGAGAAGAAGGCCAGGAAUUUGAAAAAUGAAUGUAAAGAUUCUACUACUAGUAAUAUUGAUGAUAAGUCAGAUAGAAAAAGCAGAGUUACCAAGAUUGUUGUGUCGGGCACAAAAGCUCGUCCAUCUGUUGUCAUGCUAGAGGACAGAAAUAUUGUUAAGGAUCAGCAACCCAGGAAACAUAGUAAAAGGAAUGCAUCUCAGCGAAAUUUGGAAGGUGCAAAUGCAUUAAAAAGGGAUAAUGGAUCAGGACAUGUUUCUAUAGCUGCCACUUCAAGUUCUUCAAAGAUUUCAGGUUGCCAUAAAUUCAAAGGUGACAUUGAGGAAGUGAAAGGCUCGCCUGUGGAAUCGGUUUCUUCAUCUCCUCUGAGGACCUCUAACUCAAACAGGCCGACUUUGGCAAAGCAAGAUGGCUCUGUGAAGGAUGAACCCAUUUGUGGUGGAUUCUUUUUAACGAGUAAAUCCAAAAGACUCCGGGAUGGGGGUGGAAACGGUAGUUUUGAUAGAUUGGGGAACACUGGGACAGAGAAAACUUCAGACAAUAUUUGUCCUGAAUCUCAUAAUUUUUCAACGGUAGGCUACCAUAGGGGAGAUUCUAGUGGUAAUGAUGGCCAGUUCCUCAAUGAUCAGCAUGACCUGCGUUGCCAUUAUGAUGAUAGAGAAAACAAGAACCAUCCUGAAGAUCUAAGUUUUCAGAAAAGAUCCAGUAAUGGCUCCUCUUUGCCAUCGAAGGACAAUAUUAGAGGUUCUUCGAGUGACUUAGAUAGGGAUAAGAUGAAGAUCUCAGAUCCGGUGACUGAGUACUCAAAAAAGAGUCAAAGAUAUGUGUCUGAGAUUGACCGCAAUCAUGAUGUUAGAAACAAUCUUCCUGAAGAGUGUAGCAUUGAGACAGUUACGGUCAAAGAUGAAAAGAAUUAUGAAAUUAAGCUAGACAAUGUGGGACAAGGGUCAAGUGGAAGUGCAUUAGAAACUCAAUUACAACAAAAAGGCUAUGAAGUGUCAGAUGAGAAGUUGGGUGCUACUGAGUUCCCUAUUAAAAAAGGUGCCCCACGGCAGAACAUGAAUCAUGAUUUUGGGUGUGGCCAAAAACAAAAUAAGUCCAAUAGCGGAAAACCAACAUCCUCUUCAAAUUCUCACAGUGAAUCAAAAGAAGGGGCAGAAGGGGUUGAAAGGAAAGAAGGGGCUCGAUAUCGUGGUUCUCAAGCCAUAGCAUGGCCUGAGAGAGAAGCUGUGUUUCAAGGACUUCCAAGUUUUGCUGUCAAUGGUAAUGUGCAAAAGUCAUCAAGACAAUGUGGAACUGCCACUACCAAGAAUGGAGAUAAUUGCAAUGGGGGACAUCUUAUGCCUGACCAUCAGGGUGCAAGAGAUGUAGUGGAUUCAAGUCCUAUGAUAAGCGCCUCUGGGCAGAUUGCUAUUAAGAUCCUGAAUGAAGCUAGAAGUCUAAGAGACAAGGCCGAACAAUCUAAGAAAGGUGGGUUCCACGAUGUAAGUACUGUGGCUUAUUUCCAAGCUGCCCAAAAGUUUCUUCAAGGAGCAUCGCUUUUGGAAAGUUGCAGUUAUGAGAAAGGCAAGCAUGAAGAUAUGACUCCAUUGCAAGUGUAUAGCAGUACAGCUAAGCUUUGCGAAUUUUGUGCCCAUGAAUAUGAAAAUUUCAAAGAAGUGGCUUCUGCUGCUUUGGCCUAUAAAUGCAUGGAGGUGGCGUACAUGAGGGUAGUGUACUGCAAACAUUCUAGUAUAACCAGAGAUCGGCAUGAGUUGCAAGCUACUCUAAAUAUGCCUCAUCAAGGGGAGUCUCCAUCAUCUUCUGCAUCAGAUAUUGAUAAUUUAACCGACCAAGUGAUGGCAGAAAAGGCUAUCUUAUCUAAGGGUACUGGUUCUCAUGUUGCUAGAAACCGCCCUAAGAUUCUCAGGCUGCUCGACUUUACACAGGAUGUAAAUUUUGCAAUGGAAGCCUCCCAAAAAUCCCAGAGUGCUUUUUCAGCUGCUUGCCUGGCCCUGGAAGAUUCACAUAAGAAUGAUUGUAUUUCUUCUAUUAGGAGGGUAAUUGAGUUCAGCUUCCAAGAUGUAGAGGAAUUCGUCCGGUUGGUUGAACUUGCAAUGAAGGCCAUAGGUCGAUCCAAAUUUACUGGUCCUAGAGAUUAAGUCGACCUUGUAGAUAUUGCAUUUUUCUGGUUUUCUCCAAACAGGCAUCAAGAAAGGAAAGACAAGGAUGCCUACAUAGAUCAACACUUGAAAAUCUGCGUAAGAGGCUGAUUCAACAGAUUAUUACCCUCUGUACAUGUGUACAAAGUGAGAUUGAAAAUUUUGUAUUGUAUUUUCUUUUCAAAUUACAUCUAUUCUUGACGUGGAUAAGAGCACAGCAUGCUCAUCCUUAAGUUUCAUGGGUUGGGAAAGAGGAAAAGGAUUUAGUUCACAAUACAGCUUGGAGAUUGUGUGAUAGUUCAGUUCUAUAUUUUUGCGCUCCCUGGAUUCGGAGCUUGAGGGAAAAAUAUCUAUAGAGAUUGGAUACUCAUAGGCAACCAUUUUGAGGAGGUUGAAUACUAAUAUAGUGAUGACUGAUCAAUGUCCUAUCAGAGAAUUUUCUGUUUUAUUACUAUUUUAUUGUAUAAUAAAAACAACAAUUUUUAUUUUGUUGCAA